UCUUAAAAUUAAAAUCUCUUGUCUGUCCUAUACAAAAUAAGUGAAAACUAUCCGUAAUCAAUGCCCUACAUUUUGAUUAGAGGUAAUCUAGCAUCAUACGGGCACAAAAACCCUUGGAGAGUUUUAGUAUCCGGCUUGAAAGCCGGAGAUAUAGAACAAUUAAAAAGAUUCGCAUGUGGAGGAUAUUGCGACGACUCCACGAUCGUUUAUCUACAACAUCCUUGCGUCAUUCUCAGUGCUUUAGAAGUAUUGGGCUACAAAGUUGUUGCCUCCAGCUCAACAGCAGUGAAGCAGGAUUAUAAUGAGUAUAUGUGGACUAUGAGAAAAGAGUUUUCUGAGCCGGAACCUUCAAUUGUUGUAGAACAGGAUAACAUUACUAACUUCAGUAAAGAGGCUAUGCAUAUGGGAAAUUAUCAACACUCAAAUAAAGACGACGAGGACAAGAAGAAAUAAAAGCAUUAACUUCGAGGUUUCCUGGCUCAGGAGUUGGAGUUGUGAAUGGUGUCACUAUAAAAACCAAUGUACUCAAUUCAC
Molecule: messenger RNA, 534 nt
Organism: Papilio machaon (common yellow swallowtail)
Lineage: Eukaryota; Metazoa; Arthropoda; Insecta; Lepidoptera; Papilionidae
Exons: 4
Coding region: 61-453 (130 amino acids)
Biological process (GO): negative regulation of biosynthetic process
Source: RefSeq, a predicted model, not a curated record